Esox lucius (northern pike) is the source of this 1614-nucleotide messenger RNA. RefSeq names its product SPT3 homolog, SAGA and STAGA complex component (gene supt3h). Gene Ontology annotation, biological process: transcription by RNA polymerase II. Lineage: Eukaryota; Metazoa; Chordata; Actinopteri; Esociformes; Esocidae. Gene Ontology annotation, molecular function: protein heterodimerization activity; transcription coactivator activity. The record is from RefSeq and is a predicted model, not a curated record. The transcript has 12 exons. Bases 142 to 1191 code for a protein of 349 amino acids.
CCCAUGGAGGGAUCGCCAUUGCUUACGUCUUUCACUGUGCGACAGAACUACAAAGCUGCUUUAUCAAACGCAGCUGUGUUUUGUUUAGAAAACCAACAACGAGGGACAAGUAAUCUUUAAAUAAGUCGUUGAAUCACGGUGAUGAGCAGCACUACCAUGGCAGGCUCUUCCAGCUCAGCGAGGGACCGCCCACCAACACGACCUAGCUUCAUCCCCGAAAUACAGAGCAUGAUGUUUGCUCUGGGAGAUGUCCGCAGACCCCUACCUGAGACUGCUGCCCUGGUGGAGGACAUUGUACACACCCAACUUAUCAACCUGCUACAUCAGGCGUGUGAGGGGGCAGUCCUUAGGAGUUCAAGGUUUAUCUCAGCUGAAGACAUCUUGUUCCUCAUGAGGAGGGACAAGAAAAAGGUGAGGAGGUUGUUAAGGUAUCUGCAGUUCAAGGACUACAAAUCUAAAGUGCUGAAAACCGUUGAAGAUGAGGAACCACUAGAGUCAGACAGGUGGGGUGUUGCCGGAGGUAACAAGCGCCAGCGGCUGGCAGGGGACUUUUUGUCCUGGGUGGACCAAACAGGGGAGUUCCUCUCCCUGUCUGACAACCAGGAAGUCGAUGAUAUCAAACUGGAACGACUGGAGCGGUUGGAAAGACAGACAAGAGGGAUGGACAAUGCUCAGUACAUUGAGUUCUGUGAGAGUCGGCAGCUCAGCUUUGCUAAGAAGGCAUCAAAGUUCCGUGACUGGUUGGACUGCAGCAGUCUGGAGUUAAAGCCCCACACUGUUGCCAUGGAGAUCCUGUCCUACCUGGCAUACGAGACUAUUGCUCAGCUAGUAGAUCUGUCCCUGUUGGUGAAACAGGAUAUGACUCCUAAGACAGACCCCUUCAGCCAUGCUGUCUCUGCUAGCUUCAUAAAUUACCACAGCAAUACAGAGAUAAAGAGAGAUCCAGACUCUCCAGAGACCACGCCCCCCUCCACUCCUGGCCCAUCUUACUCAUCAAAGCCCUCAAAUGGAGGCCUAGGAUUGGAAAGUAAGACGAGGCAAAGGAAACGCAAGAAGAGCUCGGCGGUGAGUGGUGUGGAGCCUCCUAGUGGUGCCAUUCAACCGUCCCACAUCAGGGAGGCUGUCAGACGUUACAGCUACAAACACACGAGUGCAUAUCGGGGGAAGGGGAUGGUAUUCCUAGCCUGCUGAAGACUUGUACUACUUUUUCCCGAGACAGUUAUCCAUUUCUGUGCAGUUUACUUCAUGAGUCAAUGGCUGUGUCCAAAUACCUACUUAUGUUCUAAGUAGCUGGAAUUUUGGAUAUGUGAAAAAUGUUUUAUACUGCAUAUUUUGACAAUGCCGUGUGCUUCCAGUACUAUUACAUAAUGAACCAAUACAAUUGUGCAUAAAAUUAUGCAUUCUCAGUUGAAUGGCAUUAGCAUUCUGACUUCUUGCUUAAUGCAUUUGUUAUUACUAUUUAGUGUACUACUCAUUUCAAUACCAGUACAAGCAUGAAAGCCAGAUUUGACACAGCUAGUGUAUCUGGUUCAUUUUGUCAAGAUUUUUUAUACAUUACCAGUUUGUAAUUUUUCUAUGUUUAAAUAAAGCUAUUUGACUAGAAUUACUUUUCAG